GUUCUUGGCUGUCAGACAGUUCAGAGUGAGACUCAGCUGCCAUCUUUGUGGAGGAACAACAGCUCUGUGACAAAGGCUUCCCAGCACUGCCCAGGGGACCCCAAAUGUUGAGGCAGGGAAGAAAUGGAAGAAAGCUAUGAAACAUUUGAAGAGGAGUUAUGGCCACCAAGAGCAGAUCCUCCUCCACAGAAACCUGUUAGGCAGAUCCACAAACCAGAAAUGUACGCUACCAGAAAAAUCAGAGAGGAAAUGGCUCCAGCUCCACAGCAGCCAGCACCAGAACCCAAGACUAUACCCAGAGAAGUCAUUUUCCCCAAACCAACAUCCUUGCACAAAACCUUGUCCGUUCAGAAUCCAACUCAGAUCGAAACCCCAUGGGAGAACGUCACCCUGAACCGCUGUUUGCUUGUGGCCAUUACCAUCCUGGUGCUCACCUCAGGUUUUCAGAGGCUCAAUGAAACCUUACGUGGUCACAAAGCAGUUGAAGAGGAAGAAACUGGUCUGACAAUGAGGCGAUCAGGCUCACUGCGACACAGAAGACCACUGCCAGAGCCUGAAACAUCUCUGUGGGAAGUCGUGUUUUGGUGGCUGCCUGACUUUGAUGACGAGGAAGAAGAGGAAGAUGACGAUGACGAUGGAGAGGUUAAAAGGGGAAAAUCAAAGAGAGGAGCAACAGCACGAGGAUUAAGAGCUCUGAGAAACAAACCACUGCCAGAUAAGAAACUCAUAAAGCAAAGAGACAAGAAAUUAAAGGACAGGAGAGCCACGAAAGCCAGAAAUGAAGAAAUCAAAGUAAAGAAAGGUAGAGACAAAAAAGGUGAUCCUGAAGAUGCAGGAGAUGAGGAGGCUGUUGCUAAGGAAAAUAAGAGGUCAGAGGAAAAGAAAGAAAAGAAAAAAAGUCCACAAGUAUAAUUUCACUCUAGUAGAAGCUAUUUUCUCAUCAGCUGGUAUGAUUUAUUAAUUAUUAAAAGGUGGCAAUUUUGUCAAAAUCUGAGCCUUAAAGCGUGCUUGCAAUUAAAUCUUCUGACACAAUUUUUAGUGCUGUGUUGUAGAUUUGGAUGCUUUCUGGUGGUUUGGUGUGUUAAAUGCUUUAUUUCAAACGGAGGCAUUUUGUUAGCCGAUUUGUUUUUCUGGUUCUGAAAGGUGGCACUGAAUAAAUUAUGCCCAUUCAAAUGCAGUUAAAAUGUCAACAGUGUGUCGCUAGAAGUGACUUUACGUGUCACGUGACUUCAUUUGUCCAGUUUAGCUUGUUGUAGAGCCACUAAAGAGAGCCCAGUUAAAAAACUGUCCUCACAGUAAAUUCAGGUUUUCACACUGAUAAGCAAAGCUGAGAUUCAAUAUUUAAAGAACAGUCAAGUAAUCUUUUGUUGUAAUAUCUUUGUAAAAUCAAAGACUCUUAUGACACAAACACUUUCUGUUUGUCCACAGCAUUUAAUUACAAAACCAUAAUCCUAAAAUACGAACUUCCAAUCACACCUCCAUAUCCAGAAUGUGGAUAUUAUUACAAAAGAGUGUGGUCAUAUUUAUGAUGCUGCAGUAAGAGACUGCCCUGCACAUUUACAUAAACCAAACAAAGAUUGAAAACUCCAAUAAACAUGAACUUUAACCCUUUGCAGAAAUAAUAAAACUAAACAUAACUGCAGUAUCUACAAGGAGAUGGACACUGUAAACAGGCAGGGCAGUGUGACUACACACCAUUGUAGAAAUCAAAGUAAAUCACUCAAAACAGAUCACUGGCCAGAGAUCAGUUAUUAGCUAAUGUAAGGCCCUCUGGAGGGGGUGGCCUCAUUGGCAUGGGGGGCAUGGGCA
Oreochromis niloticus (Nile tilapia) is the source of this 1809-nucleotide messenger RNA. RefSeq lists its product as uncharacterized. Lineage: Eukaryota; Metazoa; Chordata; Actinopteri; Cichliformes; Cichlidae. The record is from RefSeq and is a predicted model, not a curated record. The coding region runs from base 124 to 912 and encodes 262 amino acids. The transcript has 7 exons.